AAUACUCAACCCAGCCAUUUCCCUAAAAUACCACCUCCUAAACAUCCAGGGACUUGAGGCUGGGAGUCCACUCUCUCUGUCCUCCCUGCCCCUAUCUCCAUCACAGCAAGAGAGGGGCCCAUUACAAAAGUUCACUCACAAGAAGAUGCUCUGACCUUAGUAUAUAUGUAGCAAGUGGUAUUGGGCUUCUCAGAACAGCAACCUGAAAGCACAGUGGAGAUUGAUGCUGCCUCUUUCUCAGUAUAGUGACAACACACUCUGGGGGUUCAGACCUUUUGCUCUGCUUCCCCCUUUUGCUCAGUCUAUUCUGCCAUGAGUCAAAUGCAACCGAAGGAAGCCUUCUUGACUCUGCAGCCAUUUUAUUGGCUCUAGUUUUCUGAUCUGGUACCUGAAACUGCUUCUUGUCUUCUUCAAGAAUCAUCUCACCUCCACAGAUGGUACUAGAGAUGCUUCUCUCCUAUCAGAGUCCUCACAGCUUUGCUGAUACCAUCAAGCAGGCAUCCAAGCAGCCCAAGAUUUAUGGACAAAAUGAAACAGAGAUGGAAGCUUGUCCACUGAUGGCAGAGGAGAUCUUUGCUGCCCCCAUUACACGGGACAAAUGGAUCAGAGGGUUGCAAAACAAAGUAUUUUGUGAGGGAUCCAAAAUGUGGAAGAAGAACAAGAGAAUGACACAGAAAAGAAGAAGGAGGAUGAAAAUGAAGAAGAGGAGAUGGAAGAAGAUAAAGAGGAGCAGGAAGAAGAGGAAAAGAAAAAGGAAGAAGAGGAGGAAGAGAGAGAAAGUAGAGCAAAAUGAGGAGGAAGAGGAAGAAAAGGAAGAAGACGAGGAGGGGGAAGAAGAACAAGAUGAAGAAGAGGAGGAGGAGGUGGAAAAAGAAGAAGAAGGAGAAGAGGAGGAGGAAGAGGAGGAGGAGGAAGAAGAAGAAGCAGAAAAAGAGAAAGAGGAAGGGGGAGGUAUCCAGCAGAAGGAAGAGUCAGCUUCUUUUUUCCCAAAACUUAUCUGCAAGGAUGACUUAACCCAUCCAUCCAGUUGGAUAUCUACCCUACUUUAAAAAGUGCUUCAGUAAAAGAUCUCACAAUA
Molecule: messenger RNA, 1078 nt
Organism: Monodelphis domestica (gray short-tailed opossum)
Lineage: Eukaryota; Metazoa; Chordata; Mammalia; Didelphimorphia; Didelphidae
Source: RefSeq, a predicted model, not a curated record